AACCCUACCCCUCACAACUUCUUUGUCAAUCCCACCGGUCUCGUCGCCGGAAUUUUGUUUUUCCGCCACCGUACUGAUGCCGCCGAAGCUAUUGUUUUCUUCUGGGAACGCCGGAUCGCCGGCGAUCAUUUCAUGACUCCGGUGUCUGAGGUUUUGGAUGAUAAAUUGCAGGAGAGAGUGAAGGGUUUGUUUGUUUCUCAUGUGGAGAGUUUAUUGGAAGGAGAGGUUAUGCAGAGGAUGGUGAAAAAGAGGGAGGUUUUGCAGAAUGAGGCUGAGAAUCUCUCUGCUCGGCUUCGGAAGCCGCAGAAAUUGGGUUUGUUAUUCGGUGACUUGCCGGGGAAGGCUAAAGGUUUGCGAGAUGAGAUUGGGUUGAUUACGAAUAGGAUGGAAGAAUUUAGGUCUGCUAUGAAGUGGGUUCUUAAUUAUCUUCAAGGAAACAACUCUAAAGAUUCGGUAAUUAGUGGUGAAACUGAGGUUUUUAAGUUUGAGGACGGUUUGGAUUUGAGUAGAAUUCAUUGUAUUGUGAUGCGUGAGUGUCGAAGACUCGAAGAGGGAUUGCCAAUUUAUGGAUUCCGACUUGAAAUCAUUCGCAAAGUCCUUUCGGAACAGGUAAUGGUCUUGAUUGGAGAGACUGGUUCAGGGAAGAGCACACAGUUGGUUCAGUUUCUGGCUGAUUCAGGACUUGGUGCUAGUGGUUCAAUAGUAUGCACCCAGCCCCGCAAAAUUGCUGCUGUCUCUUUGGCAAAAAGGGUUGGUGAAGAAACUAACGGGUGUUAUGAAGGUAAUUCAAUCAUUUGUUAUCCAACAUAUUCUCAUGUUCAGGCAUUCAAGUCCAAGGUAAUAUUUAUGACUGACCACUGUUUACUUCAACAUUACAUGAACAAUAAGAAUCUGUCUGGAAUUUCAUGCAUCAUUAUAGAUGAAGCUCAUGAAAGGAGCUUGAAUACUGAUCUCCUGUUGGCUCUGUUAAAAGAGUUACUUUGUCAGAGGGGUGAUUUAAGGCUCAUAAUAAUGUCUGCAACAGUUGAUGCAAGCAAAAUUUCGGAUUACUUUUAUGGUUGUGGAACCUUUCAUGUGGUUGGGAGAAGCUUUCCUGUUGAAAUCAAUUAUGUUCCAGGUGAAUAUGGAGGGACUUCUGGCACUUUAAAAUCCAGUUCUGGUAAUUUAGCUCCAUAUGUUUUUGAUGUUGUUAAGAUGGUUACUGAGAUCCAUAAAUCAGAAAAUGAAGGGGCUAUUCUUGCCUUUUUGACUUCUCAUAUGGAAGUUGACUGGGCUCGUGAAAAUUUCCAGUCUCCCUCUGUUGUCUCGUUAGCUUUACAUGGAAAACUAUCCCAUGAAGAGCAAUGUCGUGUAUUCCAGGACUACCCUGGAAAGAGAAAAGUUAUUUUUGCCACGAAUUUAGCAGAGACAUCCUUGACUAUUCCUGGUGUCAAGUAUGUAAUUGAUUCUGGCAUGGUAAAGGAGCGCUGGUUUGAUUCAAGUAGUGGUAUGAAUGUCCUAAGAGUUUCCUGGAUCAGCCAGAGUUCAGCUAACCAGCGAGCUGGCCGUGCUGGCCGAACAGAACCUGGAAAGUGUUACCGGCUCUAUUCGGACUGUGAUUAUCAGUCUAUGCUUUUACAUCAGGAGCCUGAAAUUCGUAAAGUUCACCUAGGCAUUGCAGUUCUAAGAAUUCUUGCCUUAGGGAUUAAGAAUGUACAGGAAUUUAAUUUUGUUGAUGCCCCCAGUGCCAAGGCAAUUGACAUGGCCAUCAGAAACCUUGUGCAGUUAGGGGCUAUCAUAUCCAAAAAUGAUGCUUUUGAUUUAACUGAGGAUGGACAUUGUAUAGUUAAACUGGGUAUUGAGCCUCGGCUUGGAAAACUUGUUCUUGACUGCUGUCAACAUCAGUUGUGUAGAGAGGGUGUCAUACUUGCUGCUGUUAUGGCAAAUGCAAGUAGCAUAUUUUGCAGAGUUGGUACUAGUGAUGAUAAAUUAAAAGCUGAUUGUAUUAAGGUACAAUUCUGCCAUCGUGGUGGAGAUCUGUUCACUCUGCUUUCUGUCUACAAGGAAUGGGAAUGUAUGCCUCGAGGGAGUCAAAAUAAAUGGUGUUGGGAAAAUAGUGUCAAUGCGAAGUCUAUGCGUAGAUGCUAUGAUGCUGUACUAGAAUUAGAAAGUUGUCUUAAAAAUGAGCUAAGCAUCACUGUUCCUAGUUUCUGGCUUUGGAAUCCUGACGUUGUUUCUGAACAUGAUAAAUGGAUGAAGAAAGCGAUACUUUCUUCCUUGGCAGAAAAUGUAGCCAUGUACUCUGGAUAUGAUCGUCUUGGUUAUGAGGUGGCUUUAACUGGAGAACAUUUUAAACUUCAUCCUUCAUGUUCAUUGCUUGCAUAUGGUCAGAAGCCUAGCUGGGUUGUAUUUUCGGAAAUGCUAUCUACGCCAAAUCAAUAUUUGGUCUGUGUAACUGCUUUUGACUAUGACUCUUUGUUUUCCAUUAGUCCUCCUCCUCCAUUCAAUAUCUUACAGCUGCAGAGUCGGAAGCUGCAGGUAAGGGUGAUUACUGGAUUUUCAAGUGCGGUUCUAAAGAGAUUCCGUGGGAAAUCAAACAAUAGUUUACUUCGUCAUGUUUCUCGCAUUCAAACAACCUUCAUGGAUGAACGAAUUGGUAUUGAAAUUGAUGCUGAUAAGGAUGAAAUUCACUUAUUUGCCUCUUCAGAAGACAUUGAAAGGGUUCUCAGCCUUCUGACAGAUGCCUUGGCAUACGAAAAGAAAUUGUUGAGAAAUGAAUGCUUGGAAAAAUGUCUACAUCAUGGGGGCCAGCCCGGUGUUACUCCCCCAGUGGCAUUGUUUGGAGCUGGUGCUGAAAUUAAGCAUCUGGAGUUGGAGCAGAGAUAUUUGACUGUGGAUGUGUUUCAUUCAAAGGUGAAUUCUUUUGAUGACAAGGAGCUUUUAAUAUUCUUUGAGAAUUUUGUCUCUGGAGUAUGUGGUUUUCACAAGUUCACUCUCAGUGGACAAGAUGGUGAAGACAAUGAAAAGUGGGGCAGGAUAACAUUUUUCACUCCUGUUGCAGCUCAAAAAGCUGUUGAGUUAAACGGUGUUGAAUUUUGUGGCUCUUCACUAAAGGUUGCCCCUGCUUGGGCAUGUGUGGUGGGUGAUCAUAGAAUGUCAUCAUUUCCUGCAGUAAGAGCCAAAGUGUUUUGGCCCCGUAGGCACAGCAAGGGCUUUGCAAUAGUUAAAUGUGAAAGGAAUGAUGUUGAUUUUAUUGUUAGUGAUUGCACUAACAUUCUGAUUGGAGGUAGGCUUAUUUACUGUGAGAUCGAUAGAAAGUGCAUGGAUUCUGUUGUCAUCAGAGGUAUAGAUAGAGAAACUUCGGAACCAGAAAUUCUAGAAAUCUUGAGAAUGGCCACAGAUAGGAAAAUUCUGGAUUUAUUUCUCGUAAGAGGAGCUGCUGUUGAUGAUCCACCAUGUGGUUCUUGUGAAGCAGCACUUCGUAAAGAACUUGCUCCAUUCAUGCCUAGCAACAGCCCAUUAAGCAAUUUUUGCUAUGUCAAGGUCUUCCGCCCUGAACCAAAGGAUAACUUCAUGAAAGCUUUGAUUACUUUUGAUGGAAGACUGCAUUUGGAGGCAGCGAAAGCUUUGCAUCAUAUUGAGGGGAAAGCACUUGCUGGAUGUCUUUCGUGGCAGAAGAUACAGUGCCAGCAGUUGUUCCAUAGCUCUUUGUCGUGCCCGGCUCCUGUCUAUGUGGUCAUUAAGAGGCAACUAGAUUCUUUAUUCAAUAGCUUUAAGCAUCGUAGUGGUGUAUCUUACAAUUUGGAAAGGACUGAGUAUGGCUCUUAUCGGGUCAAGAUAUCUGCUAAUGCUACAAAGGCAGUGGCAGAGUUGAGGAAACCUCUGGAGCAGCUAAUGAAAGGAAAGCUUGUGACUCAUGACAGCCUCACGCCUACUAUACUGCAGCUUCUCUUUUCCCGAGAGGGUAUUAUGCUCAUGAAAUCAGUCCAGCAAGAAACAGGAACAUACAUUUUCUUUGACAGGCAGAACCUAAAUGUAAGGGUCUUUGGUUCAGAAGACAAGGUUGCUUUGGCUGCGAAGAAACUGGUACAGUCUCUUUUAACUCUCCGCGAAGACAAACCGCUGGAAAUCUGUCUUCGAAACAGAGUUUUGCCUCAUGAUCUUAUGAAAAAAGUGGUUGAGAAGUUUGGGCCAGACAUACGUGGGCUUAAGGAGAAGGUACCUGAGGCUGAGUUGACCCUUGAUGUGAAGCACCAUGUCAUCUGUGUCCGUGGAAGCAAGGAGGUGAAGCAGGCAGCAGAGAAAGUAAUUUAUGAAUUUGCUUGCUCUCUUAAUGUUAAUGAUCUAGAAGAGCAUCCUGGUGGUGAGGCCUCCACCUGUCCUAUCUGCUUGUGUGAGGUCGAGGACUCGUAUCAGCUGGCAGCAUGUGGACAUGAGUUCUGUCAAUCGUGCUUGGUUGAACAACUAGAAUCUGCAAUUAAAAGCCGUGAUGGGUUCCCCCUUGGUUGUGCCCGUGAGAUGUGUGGUGAGCACAUCUUGCUCAUGGAUUUGAGGUCUCUGUUAUCUUGUGAAAAGUUGGAAGAACUCUUCAGGGCUUCUCUGGGGGCAUUUGUGGCAUCUAGUGGUGGUAAAUACAAGUUUUGCCCAUCUCCCGACUGCCCUUCAGUUUACAGGGUAGCGGAACCGGGGGCGACUUGUUGGCCGUUUGCAUGUGGGGCUUGCUAUGCGGAAACAUGUACUGGUUGUCACUUGGAGUAUCACCCGUUCAUAUCGUGUGAAAGGUACAAGGAGUUCAAGGAGGACCCGGACUCGUCACUGAAAGAAUGGUGCCAGGGGAAAGAGCAUGUGAAGAGCUGCCCAGUCUGCGGGUACAUGAUCGAGAAGGUGGAUGGGUGCAACCACAUUGAGUGCAGAUGUGGGAAACACAUUUGCUGGGUGUGCUUGGAAUGCUUCUGCAACAGCGAUGACUGCUAUGUUCACUUGAGGUCUGUACAUCAUGCUAUCAUAUGAAGUUUCAUUAAUCUCACAAGUCGCUGAUGUAUAUAUACAUAUAGUUCUUGUAUAUAUGUUGCCUACAGGAUUAUGUUAAUGUGCUCUUUAUUUAUCAAAAAUAAAAAAUUAAAAAAGGAUUAUGUUAAUGAGCU
Messenger RNA from Camellia sinensis, 5123 nucleotides. Lineage: Eukaryota; Viridiplantae; Streptophyta; Magnoliopsida; Ericales; Theaceae. The record is from RefSeq and is a predicted model, not a curated record.